Molecule: messenger RNA, 1206 nt
Organism: Neurospora tetraspora
Lineage: Eukaryota; Fungi; Ascomycota; Sordariomycetes; Sordariales; Sordariaceae
Product: Alpha/Beta hydrolase protein
Exons: 4
Coding region: 202-972 (256 amino acids)
Molecular function (GO): hydrolase activity
Source: RefSeq, a predicted model, not a curated record
GGAAGCUGUUCGGACGUGCUGGUGACAUCAGAGGAAACCGGGAGAAGGAAGCUACCCCGCCUUUGCACCGGUGCCCCUGCCGUGUAAGUGUUGCGCCGCGGUUGCGAUGGUGAUUAUGGAACAUAAACAUAACAUGAAAACAUUGGAUCUCAGGACCUACAUAUACACUCCCGGCCUCAUCAAGGUAUAAUCGAAGCCAAAAUGUCUACUAUGCAAGCCUGCCACGGCCACAACGAGGCCUGCUGCAACAUCCCUCCCGUCGUCACCUCCGGCUACAAGCCCAAGGGUUCCUACAGCGAGUACGAUGGUCUGAAGACCUAUGUCACCGGCCCCGAUGAUGCCACCAAGGGCAUCGUCGUCAUCUACGACAUCUUCGGCUACUUCGACCAGACCAUCCAGGGCGCAGACAUCCUGGCCACCAGUGACGACACCAAAUACAAGGUGUUCAUGCCCGACUGGUUCAAGGGCGAGCCCUGCCCCAUUGAGUGGUACCCUCCCGACAACGACGAGAAGAAGAAGAACCUGGGCGCCUUCUUCGGCAAGAACCCUCCCCAGGGUGUCGCCGAGAAGCUCCCUGCCUUUGUCAAGACCCUGAGCGCCAAGCACGCCAACAUUAAGUCCUGGGGUAUCAUCGGUUACUGCUGGGGCGGCAAGGUCGUCUCCCUAAUCACCUCCAACGCCGAGACCAACCCCUUCUCGGUCGCCGCCGAGUGCCACCCGGCCAUGGUCGACCCCGAGGAGGCCAAGGGCAUCAAGGUGCCGCUGAUCAUGCUCGCCUCUAAGGAGGAGCCCGACGACAAGGUCAAGGAGUUCGAGCAGAACCUCAGCGUGCCCAAGCACGUUGAGACCUUCAAAGACCAGAUCCACGGGUGGAUGGCGGCGCGGGCCGAUCUGAAGGAUGAGCGCGUCAAGAGCGAGUAUAUCAGGGGGUACAAGACUGUUUUGGAGUUCUUUGGCAAGAACUGGAAGUAAAUGACGGACAUGUUGAUUGAUGUAGAUGGAUGAUUUGAUGACCUGAUGAUGACGAAUACCAAUUAAUGAUUGGAUUGAACCAUGAAUGUUGUGGAAGGAAUGCAUUGAUAGGUGCAACAGUCGGAACCAGUUUACAACAAUUGGCGUGGUGGCAGAGUGGUCUAAUGCGCAAGACUAGAAAUCUUGUUCCUUCGGGAGCGUCUGUUCGAAUCAGGCCCACGUCGCACGAUGAUC